GUCACAAAAAUAUUGAUGAUGUAUUCGACGAUUUGGGAGGAACACCUGUAAUUACAACCGAAAUCUUACAUAAUUCAACUGAUAUUUCAUCAAAUAUCCAACGAACUUCACAACACCAGGUUCAUGAACAAGAAACGACAACGACACAUGCAACUCAACAGGACGCAACCAUAGGAGAAAUCACAUCUAGAAUGGAAGAGAUGAGACUCUACGAAUCAACUCAUUAUAUUGGCGAAGGUUCAUUAUUAAUGAUUAGUGAAGAAGAUAAUGGCGAGAUUUUAUUACCAAAAGACCAACCAAAUCUGACGGAAGUAGAUGAUUCUCUAAAGAUUUUACCCAAUUUUGAAACUGUACUUCAACUUAUUAAAUUGUAUUUUAAGCAUAUCCAUCGAUAUUUUCCAGCUUUGAAAGAACAAAUGGUCUGGGAUUUGUUAGAGGAUUUAUCCAAACCACAACAUCUAUUGUUAUUGAAUGUUAUAUUCUUUACGGCUUCUCCGUUUCACGAGGAUUCACAAAAACGAGACGGAAGGAUUUACUUCGAUAGAGCGGAAGCCUUACUUUAUGAUUAUUGCACUCAGCCACAUGUCUUGACAGUCUUUUCCAUAAUUAUUUUGGGACGUCACAAUAAACAGGUUGGAUCAAAUUGGAUGUACAACGGAAUUGCUUCUAAAAUGUUACUUGAACUAGGAUUACAUCGAAAAUUUAAAAAUCUAAAAAAACCAAUAAAUGAAAAAGUAGAACAGUUGAGGAAUUUAGCUUUCUGGAUAACGUUUAUCUCAGAGAAUUUUUCUUCUGCCACCUAUGACCGACCAAAUAUGAUUGAUGAAAUGGAUUGUAACAUAGACAUUCCUACUAUGCCGCCUGAUUAUCAACCUUUGGAUGAAAAAACACGGCUUGAUAUAGCUUUCAUCCAUCUUAUCAAUCUAACCCUUAUCUGUUCCAGAGAAGAGGAAAACAAAUUCCGACUCUUAGAUGUAGCGCUUGGAAAUUGGUUUCACAAUCUUCCGGACUGGUUAAAAUUAAACGAGAUGAUAAAAGAUCCUGACGGGACUCUGCUGAAUGGGAUAGGUGGUGACAUACAUCUUCUUUUUUACACCAUACUUAUUCUACUUCAUAGUCGAUAUUUAAAUUCCACGAAUCCAUAUCUGGACUCUACUUCGCCCACA
Molecule: messenger RNA, 1166 nt
Organism: Acaulospora morrowiae
Lineage: Eukaryota; Fungi; Glomeromycota; Glomeromycetes; Diversisporales; Acaulosporaceae
Source: the annotation of a GenBank genome assembly